This is a messenger RNA of Lactuca virosa, 300 nucleotides long. The record is from the annotation of a GenBank genome assembly. NCBI's taxonomy places the organism in Eukaryota, Viridiplantae, Streptophyta, Magnoliopsida, Asterales, Asteraceae.
AUGAAUUUAGAGCCUUCUUUGGAACCACCUGCAACAACUACUCUUCAUGAGUGUCCGGUUAGCGGUAAUCCUGAACUGAAGCAUGCCGAAGAAAUAUUGGCUUCUCCCGAUGUUGUAACUCCAAACCCUGAGAUUCCUCUCCCUUGUACUUUAGGGGAAACCCCUGUUAUUGAAUCUCUCAAACCGUUGUUAAAAAUUCAAACCCCUGCCACUUUGUGUGCAACUGCUGUAUUCCAACAAAAACUUUUUAGACCGAAUUUGGGAUCUUGCGUGUGUCAAACACUGAUUCUACAUCUUUGA